AUGAGUGUCACCUCCCGCUUCGCAGCAUCUCAGGACGGGGGCCAGCCCGACAGGUCCUUCCAGCCCCCCCCCCCCCCCAGUCCCACCCCGAGCUACCAAGGAACAAACUCCUCGGAUCUCCCUAAAGGAGGCGCCUUUGAUCGGAGCGAGACGAGCCCCGCCGGGCACCGGCACCCCCGGGAACCGGCACCGGCACCACCGGGCACAGACACCCCCGGCACCGGCACCCCCGGCACCCCCGGCACCGGCACCCCCGGCACCCCCGGGCACCGGCACCCCCGGGUACCAGCACCGGCAUCCUCGGGAACCGGCACCGGCACCCCCGGGCACAGACACCCCCCGGCACCGGCACCCCCGGCACCCCCGGCACCGGCACCUCCGGGCACCCGCAUCCUCGGGAACCGGUACCCCCGGGCACAGACACCCCCGGGCGCCGGCAUCUCGGCACCCUCCGACACCGGCACCCCCGGCACCUCGGCAUCCCGAACACUGGUACCCCCGGGCACCGGCACCUCCCGGCACCGGCACCUCCGGACACCAGCACCGGCACCAGCACCCCCGGGUACAGGCAUCUCCGGGAACCGGCACCGGCGUCUCGACAGCCCGGGACACCAUCAGCCCGCGGGUUCGUCCCGAAGCAUCCGACACCGGGACCGAGACAUCACCGGGCACCGCACCGCGGCCAGCACCGGGACACCGGGCAGCGGCGACCCGGGACACCGGGACCAGGACAUCCCCGGCCACCGGGACCAGGACACCCCCGGCCACCGGGACCAGGACACCCUCUGCCACCGGGACCGAAGUCCCCGGGCACCGAUUGCAGAGCUGAGAUGCUUCCCGGGGCGGGUCCCCUCGCCUUCCUCCUCCGGUGCCUGCUACUCCUCUUCACCUCCGAGAGCCGAGCCCGGGCUCGCUGGCCUCAUCCUGCCAAAGGGCUGGUGUGUAACCAAGGGCUUGGAAAUGGAGCAGGUUGCUUCUCUUGGUUGAUUUCCAGGUCUGGAUACGUUUUGUGACUUCAAUGGCAAGAAGUACAGCCCAGGAGAGAGCUGGCACCCCUACCUGGAGCCCCAGGGGCUGAUGUACUGCAUCCGCUGCAGCUGCUCCGAGAACGGCAACACCAGGUGCUACAGGAUCCAGUGCCCGGCCCUGCAGUGUCCCAGCCCUGUCACAGACCCCCAGCAGUGCUGCCCACGCUGCCUGGAGCCACAUUCCCCUUCUGGCCUCAGGGCACCUGUCAAGUCCUGCCAGUACAACGGGACCACCUACCAGCAAGGGGAGAUGUUCACCACCAGUGAGCUCUUCCCCAGCCGCCAGCCCAACCAGUGUGUCCAGUGCAGCUGCUCCGAAGGCCAGAUCUACUGUGGCUUGGUGACCUGCCCAGAGCUGUUGUGCUCCUCUCCCCUAACAGUGCCAGAUUCCUGCUGCCAGGUCUGCAAAGAUGGCUCGUUCGAGAAGUCCACGGAAGAGGAGCCCCUGCAGUUAAACAGAGGUGUUAGGCACUCGCAAGACCAGUGCUUGGGGGAAGCCAUGGGCAGGAAGCCACCUGGAGCCACCACGUCCACUGUUCUCAGUUCUUCCCUGGAGUUCAUUCCCAGGAGCUUCAAACCCAAGGGAGGAGGUGGCACCACUGUGAAGAUUGUCUUGAAAGAGAAGCACAAGAAAGCUUGUGUUUACAACGGGAAGACCUAUUCCCACGGGGAGGUCUGGCAUCCCGUCUUCCGGCUCUACGGCCUCCUGCCCUGCAUCCUCUGCACCUGCAGGGAUGGUGUCCAGGACUGCCAGAAGAUCACCUGCCCCAAGGAGUACCCGUGUGACUACCCGGAGAAAGUAGAUGGGAAAUGCUGUAAAAUAUGUCCAGAAACCAGGGUCAAACCUACUGAUGAAGCAGUCACCAGGAGGUGUGGGAAGAGCCCCAGCCCUGUCCUGGUGUACGUGUUGGUGCCGCCGAGCGCGGGGAGCCCCAGGGAGGUUCUGAGGACGAUCGCGAUCGAGAAGGAGGCGGCAGAAGAGGUGGAGAUCUACAACUGGAAGCUGAUGAAAGGGAUAUUUCAUCUGAUGCAGACCAAGAAGAUCAGCAAACAGGAAUUCAAGCAAGAAGCUCAGAACUUCAGGCUCAUCACCAGGACAAACGAAGGGCACUGGAACAUCUUCCGAGCCCAGACGUCAGAGCUGAGGAUGACAGAGAGCCCAGAGAAGGAAACCAAGAACUUGUAAAGGAAAAAAAACCAACCAGAACCCCCCCCAAAAAAAACUUUAACCUAGCUAUUGAUUUAUCUACCCCCACCCACAUCCACACCUACACACACACAUCUAUAUAUAUAUGAGAAAGGUAAAUUGCAUUAUUAAAUAGACUGGCACAGCAACAAAGGAGACACUAGAGCAAAGCACAGGAGCUCCAGCAAGCACAGCAAGUGGAGCAGCAGGGAAGCCACGGCCAUGGAGGUGCCUCCUUCCAGGGGGAGAGGGCAAGAGGUCGGGCAGCACCUCCUGCUGCUGGAGAUGCUGG
Messenger RNA from Apus apus (common swift), 2506 nucleotides. RefSeq names its product chordin like 2 (gene CHRDL2). The transcript has 14 exons. Gene Ontology annotation, molecular function: protein binding. The record is from RefSeq and is a predicted model, not a curated record. Lineage: Eukaryota; Metazoa; Chordata; Aves; Apodiformes; Apodidae.